GCAAACAGCUGAUGUUUUUUCGUCUGCUUUCUUGCCAUCAAAACAAAAACAUCAGCCGAGCUUCAAGGACAAGGCCACAUUUCAUUCAUUUGAGUUUUAUUGUAUACAAAAUUGACAACUAGUGUGUUGAGUGCAAUUAUUUACGUCGGAAUCAAAUAACUGAACAGACAAAUUGCUAAAAGCUGGUUCAAUAACCCUUCCGUUAGAACAAUUAUUGUGUUAAACUCCUGAAAAGAUGACAACUCCUACACAAGUGUUGAAGGUAGUUGGCCCUAAGCUGGUACCCUUCUUCAAGACAGUGGCCAUCUAUUUCGUGCUCUACAUACCAGUGGAGAGGCCAUCGUUGUUCGCAGCUGUCAUCAAAUGCCUUCCAAUAGUCAGUCUUGUCAUUUUCGUUCUUCUUCAUGGAAUGAGUUUGGCAGAUGAGUACGCUUUCUCGCGUAGGAUCCUGAGUGGUCUAAUCCUGUCCUGUAUUGGAGACGCAUUGCUUGUGUGGCCUGAAUACUUUCUACAUGGUAUGGCUGCUUUUGGGGUGGCACAUGUGCUCUAUACCUAUGCGUUCGGCUUUAAACCCUUCAAUGCAGCUCUGGGAGUCAUAUUGUAUGCCCUAUGUGCUGUGGCUAUUGCAGUUUUUAUGCCAGGAUUGAGUGGAGAACUGGCAAUUGGAGUUCCUCUCUACACUUUUCUCCUUGUUACCACUGUAUGGAGAGCCAUAGCUAGAGUCCAGUUAUUCGAAGAGCUUUGGACUUGGACAAAGCUAUGCUCAUGUGCCGGAGGAAUUAUGUUUGCUGUAUCCGAUGGAUUAAUUGGGAUUCAUCAUUUCUAUCACCCGGUUCCUUACUCUCAGACACUUAUAAUGGUGACAUACUACGCGGCGCAACUAGGCAUAGCACUGAGUGUGGUCGACUCCAAGGCUGAUUUCAACGCCAAGAGAGACGCUGAACUUCUACUCGAAACUGAGAGAGAACUAAGGGAGACCGAGAGAGAACUUAGGGAGACAGAGAGAGAAGAGAGGGAGCAUUUGAGAGAGACAGAAAUGACACAACGCCAAGCUCAGCUGAGAGAAGAUCGUCUACCACAGGAAUGUAAUUAGGUGGAGAAUUAUAAUUGUAGUCUGCGAUUUUUAAUUGAUAACUGACUGGUCACAAACCUACUAGAUUACUAAGGGUGUCAGACAGAUAAUCAAAUUUUAAUUAGUAGAUCAUUGGAAAAUCGAAUAUUUCUAUGAAUUCCUUAACCAAAAUCGGGCAUUACCUGAAAUUUUCAUUAGUUACUCAAAUUUGAAACCGAUUAAAUCGGAACUUAUUGUAGAUUUCUCAAUCUGGAAUCAGACACAAUACGGCACUAAAAAAAUGAAAAUUCAUUGCUUGACAAUGACCUCAAAACUUUAUUUCAGAAAUAUUACUAGAUUGAUGUCGAUUCUGUAGGUAUCUAACAUAAAAAAAUAAAAAUGAAGAUACAUAGCAAAUCAAACAUCAAGUUGAAAAAUGUCACCAAAUAUUGAUGAGCACACGGAAUUUCGAAAUUUGCACCCAUCAGAAAAGAACUUCAGUAUAAUAAUAAUGAUUUUUUUAAAUCAGUGUUUACUUUCAUGUAUUCUGUCUGACGUCUAUGGAAAGUGUGUCUUUAGUCUGUCUAGUGACAGUCUUCUUGAGUAGUUGAAUUUUGUAGUUAGAUUAAACUAGAAAACUUGAUAUAUAACUUGAAAAGGGAACUGUAAUUCGACACUGUUGUCAGAUCUACUAUAUUUCCAGUUAACUGGAAAAACGUCAACUAGAUAACUGAUCAAUGUAGAAAGAUAUCAGUUAAUUUCAACUUAUUAACUGAUCGAUUAAAUUAAUAUCAUAGAAGUUUUAUCAACGAUGCUAGAAAACAGAAACAGUUGAAAACCUUUCACAGAAUUAACUAUAGUGAGGUCCACGUUAUAAUGACAGUAUUUGAUUAACUUUGAUGUUGCUAUCCUUGUCUAUCAUUCGACAAAGCAGGUAGUACUAUCCUUUUCUAGCUCAGCAACGAUGACAAAUCUGUUUUUGACAAUGUAGAACUAUAAUUAAUGAAGGCAGAGAAACGGCAACACUCUGUUCUAUCUCCAUCCACUGCCAUUAUAGCGUGGACCUCACUAUAGUAGUAUUGUCAUUAUCACUGCCUUAUAGAUAUUGAAUAAGCCACUAUCAUGUUGCUUCCCAAAAAUGCAUUGGAUCAUCUCCUUGAAGAUACUCUAAUCAAAAUGUCUAGUACAUUCUAGAAUACGGCAGAUAUACAUUCGAAGAUACUGCUGUAAAUUCACUGUAUGUUUUCCAGAGUUUUGAGAAGAACAGAGUCUUUCAAAAACUAUGGAGAACAUUAGAGUCAAAAAUACUCAUACUAAAUUAAUCACAAAAUGCUUCUGUUUAUGAAGAUGAAACAUAAAUGUUCAAUAUGUCCUUCAUUAGAUGCACUAACAAGAUUUAGUGGUUUACAACUUUUUAUUGUUAUCGGAUGGACACGCUAACUGUCGGUCCCGGCUGAAGUAUGGACAGUCGUAAGGCCCAUUGACGGCUCAAAUGAUAUAUUAAUGCCAGGUGGGGCCUUCUCGUAAGGGACUCCCCACCAACAAAAACCCAUACGAAUUUACUUACAACUUUUUAUGAAUUUGAGGCACUUUCCAUCUUCAUUAUGUCUUCCUGAUAAAUCAACAAUUCCGAUCCAAUGCAUUUAAUUCUGUGGAACGGUGACUUGGGUAGGUAGAACAGCUAAGAAUUAGAAAAGACUGACUGAAACUGUUGAUAACUUGAAAAAAAGAAAAUAAUUGAAAAUUGUGAGUAGAUUACUUUUGCAAUGUCUUGCCUAUCAAUCAAUGUAUCCCAAAAAGCAUUAUAAAAUGUAUUACAGUAAGACUAUUUAGUUUCAAAUUAAUUAUAUAUGAAUCUUGAUGUAAUAUACCUUUUUCAGAAUUCUCUGAUGAACAUCAUACCAUCAACAAACUACAAUAAAAUCUAUGUUAAUGAGAAAUUAGAAGUAGAGACCAAAAACAUUAUAAAUUUUCCCUUUAACUAAGUAGAAGGGAGAUCGUCUAGGAUAUAAGAACUAUUAGUAGUUAUAAUUGAAUUUAAUAUAAAAUAGUUUGGUGUCUGUAUAGAAUAGGAAUAAGGAUACAUGUUAUAAUAUUCAUAUAUUGUUAAUAACUAUUAAGUAGCUGAUGAUAUUUACCGACAUUUUGAAAGUUGUCUAGGAUUUUGUUCAACAAUUCACUAUCAAAACUACAAUGCAGCUUCUAAAUUAAAGUAAAUUAAAAUUCCAAAGAUUUGUGUGAUAUGUAUUUACAUUUAUUUGAUUUGUGUAUUUUGACGUGAUUGAUUAGAUAGUUUUUGAUGAGGAUGCAGUACGAAUUUUUGAUCUUUUGAUUUUAAUUGAUGUAUCAAGAAUAUAAUUUUAUAAAUAUUUGAUUUUUCAGAAAAUGUCUCCUUUUUUCAGAUAGGAUCAGUAGAAAUUUUAUUGCAAUAAUCUGUUAAAUAAAUUCCUAGGAUCGCAUGGUAUUUAAAAAUGACAUAUGAUACUCAAAAGUGAGAGGAGAAUAUGAUCAUAAACCAAAAAAAAUCAAAUACAUUGUAAUAGUGAAAUUUAAAAGGAAUGCUACUUUAUUGAGUUCCUUAGAUUAAAUAAAUGUAUAGUAGUCUACUUAAUUUUACAUUCUUCAAUUUGUUUGAGAAUUCCAAUACAGUAUUAUAUUUUGAGCAGUAUUUUCGUUCAUUGCAUCACAUUUUACAUUAUUUGCUUUAUUACUUUUAUAUUUAAAAGUGGUUUGAAAGAUCAUUCGACAUGUAUGAUGAAUAAUUUCAAUUGUAGGAUCAUUCGAAAAACAAGGAUUAAUUAUCUAUAAUAAAUAAAUAAAUAAAUAAAUUAUCAAUUAGUUAUUAAUUAUAAACUAUUAACAAAUUACAACACUAUUGAUGUAAGAUGUGAAGUUAUUAGAAUAUGUCCGAUAGUAUAUUUAGUGUUGAGAAAAUUCUUUGUCUUUGUAGAUGAAUCCAAACUCAAUUGAAACCAAAAUCAAAUUUGAAAUCUUCCACAUGAUUGUAUAAAAAUCAACUGAUGUAGAUUCCAAAAUUGAAGACAAGUUAUAAGACUUGAUUUGAAGACUAGUAGUUAAUAAAAUCAGAAAUUUAGAAGGUUUCUUCCAUAACAUUUUUUAGAAGCUACAAUGGAGCCUAUAGAGUGCACUACUUUAUAAUAGAACAUAUUUUUGUUAUCCCAGAAUAGCAUUAGAUUCGUGUUCAAUGUUUUGAAAUUCUGCAUUUAACAAAAAUUCAACACUUAGAAAUCUAAUUAAGUAGUGAAUAGGAAAAAAAUCUAUUGAAAAGUUGUUGCAUGAUAAUAUUAAAUUCAAUUGCUUGAUAGUACUUUACAGCAAAAUAUGUGUUUCGUUUUGGGAAAAAUUAUUAGUGAAGCCCAAGUGAGUUUUAAGUAUUGUAUCAUAAUCAAUCCAAUUAGUGAUCUCGAUUGACCUUGCAUACCUUGUUGAGGUUUCUGUGCUUUCUAAUCUUGAAGAUUAGAUGAGCGACGAUUGCUCGAUUCUCCAGUUGUUUAGGUAACCGCUUAUGUGGGCAUUACACUCAGCAAAACCUCUCAUUAUUAUUGAGAAAAAUUAGAUGUGGAAAACUUUAUUGAAAUUCCUUUACAGCAUUACUAAUAACUACUACUAAUACCUACCUAUUAAGAAAUUUAUUGAGCUCAUCAUUGUCUAGUAUCUCAUUAAUGGAAAAGUUAUCAAUAUUGUGAUUUAGCCAGAUCUCAAACGUUAGUUAUCAGAUUUUAUUAUUUAUUUUAGUCUUGCUCAAUUUUCCUAGAUGUUAUAGUACUGAUUUUCUUCUAGUGUAAAAUUAAUUGCUUGUGGUUUACUUUGAAGUAUAUUUUUAUUUUCUACUAUUAUUGUAGUAUUAUACUAUUAUCCUAGUACUAAAUCAAUAAACUGUAUUGGAGAUGAA
Molecule: messenger RNA, 4964 nt
Organism: Nilaparvata lugens (brown planthopper)
Lineage: Eukaryota; Metazoa; Arthropoda; Insecta; Hemiptera; Delphacidae
Product: lysoplasmalogenase-like protein TMEM86A
Exons: 6
Coding region: 236-1093 (285 amino acids)
Cellular component (GO): membrane
Source: RefSeq, a predicted model, not a curated record